CGUGCGGGAGAACAUAGACUGCUGACACCGGAGCGGCGUCAAUAUGCCUGCAGAGGCUACGCGUUUAGGACGCUUCACUUUGGAAAUUCACCGAUCAGCCCUGGCGUCGACAUUGCUGUGUUUUACAAGUAAAGAUCAUCUACUUUCGGCUGUUUAAAGUGUCUCUGCAACAAGUAGCCCGUCGAGCGCGACCUUCAUGUAUCCGCUCUGUGAGUACAGUGUAGGUGAAAUGUAAAGUAGAUUCGCUUUGGGACGUCGCUAUUUCCCGGCGAUAUUUAUGUGCUUUUAUUUUUUAAUAGGCAACGGUAAAGCCAAUAACUGCGCUACUAAGCUUAAGUUACGUCUUUGGUCGCUUAAGGUUAUAAAUAACGCACAGACCCACGGCUCGAGGAAGGACAAAAAAACUAUUCUUGUCCUACUGAACCAUUUAUAGCUCAUGUAAACCUUUUUAUAGGCUGCUAAUUAUUUAUUUAGUCGCAGUUGCUUACGAAAUACGAGAGAUAUUUAGGGGUGGCCAUGUCAAGGUCCGAAAAGUAAGAACUUAUCUGAAAUUCUUUUUUUUUUAAAGGAAAACUGCGAAUAAUUAAAUAAGUAAAUAUUAUCAAAUAUAUUGGGGUAUAUUCAGAAUGUCUCAUGCAGAAGUUGACUUGGGAGGGCGCGGAUUUCCAAAUUUAACAGCGGGGCUGGAUGACAGCCUGUCUGGCCAAAUCGAGCCGCUGCUUCGGAGACACUCGAUAAGCGCGCGCAGGAACUCCUACAUCCUGCACAGGCUCAGCCCGGAGCCCAAGCUGUACGACGGGACGCUGCCCUGGUCCUCCAGCAGCAUUUUCCCCGAAAGCAGUAAGGAAGAUGGAAACAUGGGCUCCCUGCCUCCCGCAUCUCCCAGCAGCCCCCCCAGCGCAGAAACCACGGAGCCCGUCUCAUCCCAUGAUAAGUGGGGCGUCAGGGUCCCCGGUACCAGCACCCUGGAUACCAGUACGGAUUCCGAAGACGAACUCGCCUCCACUAAAAACCAGAAAGUUGUUCUGUCGAGCGCACCAUUUGAAAGUAAAUGGGAGCAAGAGGAAAAAGAGGAGAUUGAAACGAAAGCCGUUGCCACUUCGCCCGACGGCAGGUAUCUGAAAUUCAACAUAGAAAUCGGAAGGGGUUCCUUCAAGACCGUCUAUAAAGGUCUGGACACGGAGACUACAGUGGAGGUGGCAUGGUGCGAGUUGCAGACGCGGAAGCUGACGAAGGCCGAGAGGCAGAGGUUCAGCGAGGAGGUGGAGAUGCUAAAAGGUCUGCAGCAUCCCAACAUUGUGCGCUUCUACGACUCCUGGAAGUCCACCAUGAAGGGCCACAAGUGCAUCAUCCUGGUCACAGAGCUGAUGACAUCAGGGACUCUCAAGACGUACCUUAAAAGGUUCAAGGAAAUGAAGCUGAAGCUGCUUCAGAGGUGGAGUCAUCAGAUCCUGAAGGGCCUGCACUUCCUGCAUACGCGCACCCCACCCAUCAUUCACCGCGACCUGAAGUGCGAUAACAUCUUCAUCACAGGGCCCACAGGUUCCGUUAAGAUCGGUGACCUGGGACUGGCCACUCUGAAGAGUGCCUCUUUCGCUAAGAGCGUCAUUGGGACGCCGGAGUUUAUGGCUCCGGAGAUGUACGAGGAGAAGUAUGACGAGGCGGUGGACGUCUACGCCUUCGGGAUGUGCAUCCUGGAGAUGACCACGUCCGAAUACCCCUACUCAGAGUGCCAAAAUGCAGCCCAGAUCUACCGCAAAGUCACUAGCGGAAUUAAGCCAGACAGCUUCUUCAAAGUACAAGUCCCUGAGCUCAAAGAAAUUAUUGAGGGAUGCAUUCGCAUGAACAAAGAUGAAAGGUACACCAUCCAGGACCUUCUGGAGCACACCUUCUUCCAGGAGGACAAUGGUGUCCAUGUAGAGCUGGCCGAGGAGGAUGACAUGGUUAAGUCAGGUCUCAAGUUAUGGCUGCGUAUGGAUGACACUAAGAAGCUGCAUGGCAAGUACAAGGACAACAAUGCCAUUGAGUUCCUUUUCGAGCUCUACAAGGACGUGCCGGAGGAGGUGGCACAAGAAAUGGUGGUGCUGGGUUUCGUGUGCGAGGCCGAUUACAAGCCCGUGGCCAAAGCCAUCCGUGACCGUGUGACGGCCAUCAAGCGCCAGCGUGAGAAGCACCGGCGGCAGACGGAGGAGUUGAGGAAGAAGAAGCAGGAGGAAGUGGAAGAGGAGGAGAUCGACCCGGGGCCACCUUCCCCGGUGCUGAACCAGCAGGCCGCGCAGAGAUCUGCAGCUCAGACUCCGCCUACCACCACCUCUCCAUGCCCCGCCCCUUCCCCAGUGAAUGGCUCGGUGGACUCUGGCAUCAACGCCAGCUUCACGGCUGAGCCCGAUGAACCAGAGGCAGACCAGCACCAGCACUACCACAUCCGACAUACCAGCUGCUCUUCUGCCACCUCUGACUGCGAGACGGAUGGAUACUUAAGCUCAUCCGGCCUGCAGGAAACUCCGGAAGGUGUAACCCCAGUGGUCAGCAUGCCGUCAUCGCCCGCGGCAACGGCCGCCAUCGAGAUUCCCGGCCAUAAUCCGAUGCCGGCCCUCAGAUUCCCCUCGAGCAUCGCCGUGUCCCCUAACAGUGGCCAGUCCGGUCCUGCCAGCGGCUUCUCCUCUCCUGUUGACAGCUACGCCUCCGACGUAACAUCAGGCCUGAGCGAUGGGUACGAGGGCCUGUCUGAGAAGAGCGCCAAGUCCCCCGUCAAGCGCAGCUCUGGGAAGCUGUUCCGGAGGAGGGCGCGCUCCCGCCUGCGCAUUACGGGGCUCUCCGACAAGGUGGACAGAGUGGUGGAGUGUCAGCUUCAGACGCACAACAACAAGAUGGUGACCUUUAAGUUUGACCUGGACGGGGACAAUCCAGAGGACAUCGCAGCGGUCAUGGUACUCAAGGAGUUCAUCCUCCCCUCAGAGAAGGAGGGCUUCAUCCACCGCAUGCGUGACAUCAUCAAGCGGGCGGAGUCGUUGAUGGCCAAGGAGCCCGCGGAGGCCACAGGGGGGCCUCGGCCACCCUGUCUUGGGGGGGCCAGCUCGCUAUUUGCGUCACAGCCGAAUUUGCACGCGCACAGCCUGGCUCGAACCAGCUCGUCCUCAUCGUUGCCUGCAGACUUCAACAUGUCCAGCCCCAGCCACGUGAGCCGAGGCUUGGUGUCGGCUUCGGACUCCGUCUUCGAUCCAGACGUUACCUCACCGGGACGCCAUAUCUCGCGCUCGCGCUCCUUUAACAACGCUCCAGCCUCUCCGCAGCAGUACCAGCCCCCAAACCUGUGGUAUUCCCCUGUCUCCACGCCAGACCUCGGCCUGUCGCACCCUGCCCUGGCACACCUGCAGCAGUACCCCGGGUCUCCCUACGUGACCACGAGCCGCUUCCCCUUCCCGUACCCGGUGACCCCCGGCGCUCCCAAGUCGCCUCUGGCCCACCAGCCUGUCACCCGCACCUCGAGCAGUCCCAGCUUCUCGUCCUCCUCCGUGGGCGGCGAUGGCGCCCCCUUGCCCCCGCUGACCCCGCACCCCGGUGUUUGGCAGGCCCAGAACCAGCCCCUCAUCUCCCUAGCCAACAUGCUUUCCAUGGCCAUGAGCAUGGCACACUUCAUGCCACCACCUCCCUACCCUCCUCAGAUGCCCCCCCACGUGGCACCCCAGGCCACUUACCCUGCCUUCAGCCCCCACUACCAGACAAUGCCUGGGGAUUCCUCCUACCACCAGGGGGCAGCGGCAGGUCAUCCAGACUAUUAUCAGAACCUCGAGGCCUACUCUCGCCCACUGGAGGGUGAUGUGCCCCUCCAGCCAGGACUCCCCAAUGCCUCACAUGUGAGCUCAGCCUGGCCUCCCACCCCGACUGAGUCUUUUAAUCAGCCAACUCAGCAAUCUGGUUCUUCACCCUUUUGCACGCCGCAGCGCGACCCAGCCUUCGGAACGCUGUCUCAGGACCAGCCCGGUCGCUUGGCCUCUUCCUUGUCUUCCUCUUCGUCCUCAUCACGCUCAGACAGUCCUCAGAGCACGGUGUCAUCGCCCAGCACAGGGUCGUUGUCUCCGCCACUGAAAAAGCACACCGCUGGGGGUGCCACAGAGGUCCGACACUCCCCCAUUUACAAUGUGGGCCGUUUCCACGUGACACCCAGUAAGGACCCCCCCAUGGCUGGCUCCCCCCCUGUCACUCCUGCCCCGUCCCCCACUGCCGCAUGCCACCCCAGGAGCGGCACGGGCAGCAGCACAGAGGAGCAGGCUGUGUCUGAGGCCAGCCUCAGCACCUCGCUCACAGCCACCCCACCGCAGAACACCACAGGGGUGGAGGGGGGAGCGAAAGGUGGCGAGGCGAAAGGGGAGGAGGCGGAGCAGCACACUGAGCACAAGAAGAGCACCCUGGAGCGCUGCCUCAGUUUCCCAGGCACCGCGGUGAUCAGCAACCUGUCGGUGACGCCCCAGGAGCCGGAUGGGCGGCAUUGGGAGGGGGCAGCAGGAACGCAGCACCUCUGGGUGGGUUGCAACCGCAGCUCCUCCUACCUGAGCAGCGAUGACACAGAGAGCGAGGACGAGAACAUGUGGGAGGAGCUGCAGGAGCUCCGUGAGAAACACCUGUCGGAAGUGCAGGCCCUACAGGCUGCUCAGAAACGGGAGAUCGAAGAGUUAUACGAGAAGAUGGGCAAGAUGCCCCCUGCCGGCAUUGUCUCUCCAGCCGCCAUGCUGUCCAGCCGCCAGAGGCGCCUAUCCAAAAGCGGGGCAUGCCCACCAUCCCGAAGGAACAGCCUACAGAGGCUUGAAAUCCUGCCCCCUGCAGGAAUCAUGAGGAAGAGUUCAUUCAGCGGGAGCAGCAGCGGCUCCCAGGACAGGUCGAGCAAAGGCGUGACCUUCGCUACAGACUAUACGCGAAUGGUGAGCGUCCUGUCCUCUGCAAUGGGCAAAUCUACCUGCAAUGCUGCACAUACAGCACAUGUACUACCAGGCAGGAAAUGCAGCAAAAGCUGUUCGUUAGACAUCCAGCCUAAUGUCCGCACUGUGUUCCUUCCCAGUGAUGAGCCUCUGCAGUGGGACCUUUCAGGACUACCUCAGCUGCAGUGUGGCUCGUUCUUCAAGGAUGUAGCGACCCACAGUCUGAAAAGACGAGGGUCGUAGGACUCUGUGGGAAUCGCGUCCAACUCGGCAGAGUUCUCUUAAACGUGCUGUGCUUUCUAGUCCGGUCUGCCUGGCUAAUGCAGCCUUCGACAUGACCAGGCAAUUACUAUUUGGAGGAGAUACUGUAACGGCAAUAAUUCAGACGCUCCAUUAUAGCUGGAAAUGGCUUGAUCUUGCUUACGGGAGAGGGUGUUAUCUCAGCCCUCCUUAGAAGAAGUCCGCUUGCCCGUUCCAGGUAUAAAGUGGAACGCUCUUUUCCAGACAUGAUGUGUGAGGCAGCCGGCACGGAGCCUUGUGAGAGACACACUGUACUGCUCUGUGUAACACUGCAUCUGCAGUCAGUCCUCUGCUACUCUCUCCCUUAUGAUUUUGCACUUUAAAGCCACAACAGACCAGAUGUAGCCACAGCACCCCCUGGCUGCGGGAGCAGGCACGCGCACUGGGCUGUGCCGUUUCAUAUGCUUUCUGCUGUAAGAAAAAGUAAUAUUACUGCUGAGUAUGUUUCCGGCCUUUUUCUGCGUCGUGAUUCACUCCUUUUGGACAGGUGGACUGUUUCCAAAUUUUUGCCUGUCUGUUUUCUCACAAUGCACUCGUACACAACACUUUCAGCUCAAAUUGUUAAUUGUCACUGAUAGUGGUCAGACUUUUGAUGGCAAACUAAAGCUCUUCAUUUAUGUCCUGUUUCAUCUUUGGCGAAACCUCCAGAUCAAGGAUAGUGAGAGAUUAUUACUGGUUUUUAAACUGUUUCAUUAAUUCUGAAGAUGAUUGUACGGUAUUCCUGAACAUAACUGACUGAUCUCAGCUAAAUCAUGGAGUUUGAGAGUUUAGUUGAAAUAAUGUUAGCAAUGACAGAGUACAUGGGAAAUAUAGAUUCCAAAAUCUGCGUGUUUAACUCUGGGGGGCAAAAUACAUUUUUGAAGACUGGCUCUUAAUACUUGGUAUGUUUACCUAAAAAGUCCAAUGAUGUAUCCAUAACAUCAGCAUUUCUCUGAAAGCCCUGUUUGUUCAGGCUGCACCAGGAUUCUCAUCCCCAUUACUACACAGCAUGCAGGGUUUCCGGGUCUGUAGGCCACUGAGACAGAAAACUAAACAGGCACAAUUAGGUCAGUAAUUACUGAAGCUGAUCGCCACUUGCUCACAUAGAUUGAAUGGGAUACAUUCUGCAGAGACCAAGGCUUAUGGAUGCAGAUGGAUGGCCACCCUGUCCCCAGAAUCAUGAAAACUUCAAGUUAAAUCCAACCUUAGAUUUUCCCAGUUAAUCAUAAACAAUGCGGAAGAAAUCUUAAAAACAAACAAAAAUAGGAGUAAUUCACAGCCCUGCGUAAUAUUUCCAUGUUCAUGCAGCAAGAGUAAACAUUAAAAAAUGCCUCUGAAUUGUGGGAUGAUUUAGUCCAGUGAAAAUCAGUGAAAAUUAGCUAAGAUGACAGACACCUCCACCCUCUAGACUGGGGAUGUUCACAGUGUACAGUAACAGACUGGCAUUGUGAGCAGCCUCUUCUAAAGACACCAGCCUGCAUGUUUUGUUUAGCACUGUAUAUUUUUUUAAAAAAUAUAUAUAUAUAUUGUAUUUUAAACUGUGAAUUUUAAACUAAUGCCUUACAUUAUGAACAUUGAGAAAUCAUGUACAGGUAUUACAGAUCAAGUGAAUUUUUAUUCAUUUAUUGGUAUGAAAAAAUAGUCCGGGCCAGAGUUAUCAAAUACGAUCCUGGAAGUAAGCAUCUGUUUAUUCUCCUUUUCUGGAUGCUUCCAUUCACAGAUUAUUACAAUUUGUGACUUUUCUUUUUUCUGGACUAGUGCUAUAAACUACAGCAUUUCUUGAAAAACUCCUUCCUAGGAAUUUAGUCUUACACACCAUAUUCAAUAUGUUGUGAAAUAUUUGCCAAUAGUGUUGGUAACACAAUGUUGUACUGCCAUGCUGAAUCUGUGCCUUUUGUCUUUCUUUUCCAUGUUGUCCCUUAAGUUUAGUAUAUUUUUCCUUAAAUCAUUUGUAAAAAUGGAUUAAAAAUAUUUUUUCUUA
Messenger RNA from Paramormyrops kingsleyae, 7176 nucleotides. It is a transcript of the gene wnk4a, whose product is annotated as WNK lysine deficient protein kinase 4a. The record is from RefSeq and is a predicted model, not a curated record. Gene Ontology annotation, biological process: protein phosphorylation. NCBI's taxonomy places the organism in Eukaryota, Metazoa, Chordata, Actinopteri, Osteoglossiformes, Mormyridae. Gene Ontology annotation, molecular function: protein serine/threonine kinase activity; ATP binding.